This is a messenger RNA of Danaus plexippus (monarch butterfly), 689 nucleotides long. Its product is annotated as bilin-binding protein-like. Lineage: Eukaryota; Metazoa; Arthropoda; Insecta; Lepidoptera; Nymphalidae. Gene Ontology annotation, molecular function: pigment binding. Bases 25 to 600 code for a protein of 191 amino acids. The record is from RefSeq and is a predicted model, not a curated record. The transcript has 4 exons.
UGGAAAUUGUAACAUCAUAGUCCAAUGCAUGCAACUGUCAAAAUGUUUGCGCUACUGAUUUUGUCUUUGGUUUCCACCGCUUACGCUGGUGUAUUCUUCGAUUCCAAAUGUCCGGAAGUUAAAUCAUUGGACAACUUUAGUUUUUCGAAGUACGGAGAGAGUGAAUGGUUUGAAGUGGCGCGGUACCCCAACGAUCAAGAGAAAGGUUUCAAAUGUAUUCGUAGCAGCUACUCUUUCAAGGGCGACUUUGCAGAGAUAAAGAGUUUCUUAGUGAAAGACGGCAAAGAAUAUCAAUUAGAGGGUACCCUUAAAAAAGCAGAGGAUGGUCAAAAAUUGAUAUCUAACCUACAGUAUGACAGCAUAAAAAUUGAAAACAGCGUUUAUCUUUUGGACAGCGAUUACGAAAACUAUUCCAUAGCUUACAGCUGCAAAUAUGAUGAAGAAAAGAAAUCACGUCAAGAUUUCGUUUGGGUCGCCUCCCGGAGCUUACCGAUGAGUUCUGACAUCAAAGCUAAAGUUGAGAACUUUAUGAAAGCUUCCUCAUUUCUUGACUAUGGCAAAUUGAUCUGGCACGAAAACGACUGCAGCAAUCUCAAAUAAAUGUCACGUAUGUCUAUGUAACCAAAUCGUUUUUAUUUUAAUACUAAACCAGUCAUAAAUGCGUAUAAAAUAAUAAGAAUAUUUUCUUA